AUGGCUGCCGUCUCCUUGCCCUCAUUCGUCAAAUAUCUGCGCGCGUUCAAUGCCCGCGACUACGACACGCAACACGCAUUCUACGCCGACGAUAUCACCCUCAACCUUCCCUAUGUCGAGCCCCUCGUGGGCAAAGACGCCAUCACGGCGCAGUACGCCCAGAUCCACCCCAUCGCCGACGAGGCGGUCAUUCCCAUGGACAUUGUCUACAAUGGGCGCACCUUCAUUGUGCCCAAGCGGACCAUCUUCCGGCUCCGCCAGGACGUCCCCGAGCUCAUGGGGCUGAAGGAUCUGAAACGGGGCGACGUCAUCGUGUAUACGGCCUAUCUGCAGUACUACUUCAACAAGGAAGGGAAGAUCCGGCAGAUUGACCUGACGACGCUCUCGGAUGAGCGCCAGCUCGGGCCCAGGCUGCUUCUCAGGGGCACGGACUUUGUGGAGGUCGUCGACGGGUAUCAAAAAGCGGCGGCGGAGGACUUUGGCGUCUGGGAUACCGCUGCCAUGAAGGGGACAGCUUGGCUGGACUGA
Messenger RNA from Emericellopsis atlantica, 528 nucleotides. RefSeq lists its product as uncharacterized. Bases 1 to 528 code for a protein of 175 amino acids. NCBI's taxonomy places the organism in Eukaryota, Fungi, Ascomycota, Sordariomycetes, Hypocreales, Bionectriaceae. The record is from RefSeq and is a predicted model, not a curated record. The transcript has a single exon.